AUGGUGAGGACGAAGUGGACUAAGAAGAAGAAGAAAACGAAACCAUUGAAGGAUAUAACAUCUCCAUUGAAAGAGAUUGAGAAAGAGAAGAAGAACGAUGCGAAUAUCAUUGAAGAUAAAGAGAAAGAGGCGAACCCUGUUGAAGAUAAAGAGUCUAGGAUGGAGACGAACACUAAUGAAGAGAACGAGACCGAAGAGAAAGUUGAUGAUGAAGAGGCGAACAAGGUUCAAAGUGAUGCAGAGGAAGAGAGGGUAGAGGAAGAAGAGGAAGAGAGGUCAGAAGAAGAAAAGGACCAGAGGCCAGAGAAAGAGAGGUCAGAGGAAAAAGAGGAACAGAGAGCAAUGAUGGAGGGAGAGAAGGAGGUAGGGAAGAAGGAAAUAGGGAAGAAGGAAGUAGGAAAGAAGGAAUUUACAAUGGAGACGAUUAAUUGGGCGUGUGGUAUGUGUUUGAUGGGAGAGUUUGGUGAGGAGUAUGAAUUCGUCGAAGAGGAGCCGGUCGCGAUAAAACCGUUAGGCAUGUACUUCCCACCUUCUGAGUAUAUGAAGAAGAUCAAGAUAUCGACGAGGUUUUGCUGA
Molecule: messenger RNA, 576 nt
Organism: Raphanus sativus (radish)
Lineage: Eukaryota; Viridiplantae; Streptophyta; Magnoliopsida; Brassicales; Brassicaceae
Exons: 4
Coding region: 1-576 (191 amino acids)
Source: RefSeq, a predicted model, not a curated record